This is a messenger RNA of Meloidogyne enterolobii, 1304 nucleotides long. NCBI's taxonomy places the organism in Eukaryota, Metazoa, Nematoda, Chromadorea, Rhabditida, Meloidogynidae. The record is from the annotation of a GenBank genome assembly.
GCCCUCAUUGGCAUUUUGUCCCCUUGGCCAUUUCUUGUCAACUGUCUUUUGCGUGCGUUUUUCUUUCUAUUGUCUUUAUUCUCUCUCUUUUGUGUCUAACAUUUCUCUUUCUAUAUUUUUCUUUAAUUUGUUGGAUUUGAAACGUUUUUGACUUUUUUUUGGAUUUUAUUGGAAAAACAUGUCAUUCUUUUUAUUUUCUUUAAAAUUAUUUUUUAAAUUUUUUUAGAAAAAAAUAAAUUCUGUUGAUGCAGUUAAAGCCUCUAGAAUUUUCCGAAUGCCUGACGGAUUCUCCCUUUUUCCGCCAAAAUUUGCAUAAACACGAAAUUGCACUUGAACAAACUUCAAAAAAGAUUAAAGAUGUAGAGCAACAAUGUAGAAAAAUUCUUUCGUAUUCGACAAAACUCAGCUUAGCCCAAAAGCAUUUGGCAGAGACUUUAAGUGACUUCAAAUUGGGAAUGAUUGGAACGAUGUCUGAAGAUGAUAUGGCAAUGGCUAAUUAUACUAAACAACUUGCUAAUGUUAUAAUAAUGAUAGAAGAACAUCGUUCCAAAACAAUUCAAGAGACUGGAGAGCUUUACUUGUCCCCUCUUUUGGCAAUGGUUGAAAAAAUUAAUCGUGCGCGAGAUGGACGUCAAAGAUAUAGCAAAGAAUCAGGAAAAUUUUAUCAAGCAUUGGAAAGAAAUUUAAACCUUAAAGUUACUACAACGUCAAGAAAAUCUGAUUUUACCUCCAUAGAUGCCCAAUUAGCCGUACAACAAAAAAGUUUUUGUCAAGCAUCUUUAAAUUAUGUAACUGAAAUUCAAAAUGUGCAAGAAAAUGUUAGAAUUGAAUUUGUGCAGACUAUUAGCUCUUUUCUUUAUCAAUGGCUCUUAUUUUAUCACAUGGCAAAUGCAAUACAAAAAGAUUUUCAAUAUACUUACAGCGAAAUUAAUGACAAAAUAUUAAAAGCAAAAGAAAACUUUGAAGUACAACAAAUUGAGGCUAAUGAAUUAAAAAAGAAAAUGUUGGUUACUUUUAUGAGACAUUCGGUUUUUCAAUCCGAAACUGAUAAAAGUGGAAAUUCAAAUAUUGGUGAUGAUGGUGAACCCUUAUCUCCCGGUGCUUUGGGUGGAGGUGCUAUAAGUUCUAUUAAACAAGGAUAUUUAUAUAUGCAUGAUCCUAUACGUUUAUUGCCAAAAACUAUAAGUAGAGAUGUCCUUUCUCGUAGCAAUUGGACAAAAUAUUAUUGUGUUUAUUCGAGGGAAACAAAAAUAUUUACUUUUAUUCCAACGACUAAUGUUGUCAAAACGGUGGGUGGUUCUUAA